AUGAAUACAGCUGUGCAGAGAGACAGAGGCAGAUGCACAAACAGUAAAACAACCAACAGUAGCCCACACACCAGGACCAAAUAACAGAAGCUGCUGUGUUUUUAUUAGUAGAUGGAAGAAACCUUGGGAUAUAAUAACCUAACAUAAAUAACGGAGGAAGGAGACCAAUCUCAGCCACUCACAACAUCAGGGAGAGAAAGAAAAAGAGUGGGGGAGAAAACAAAGGAAAGAGUGGAAAGAGAAGAGGAGUGACCUGAGGUGGUAAAGAAAAGCAGAAGAACGAAACAGCUGCUGACCUCCGCCUGCUGAUCCGCCAUGUCUGUCCGGCUGCACAAGCUACUGAUCCUCUGCCUGAGCUUCACACAAGGUGGUUGUAUGUAUCCUAACCACCACUGGGGAGAGUGGAACGACUCUCAGCUUCUGCCAACAAUUCAGAAGCUGAUGAAAGGAUACAACCGCUACCUCAGACCUAAUUUUAAUGAGGGGCCUGUGGAGAUUGGAAUGAGUCUUGAUAUCGCCAGCAUUGAUGCCAUCUCCGAAAUCAAUAUGGACUACACUGCAACUAUCUUCCUCCGUCAGCGUUGGCGUGACUCCAGGCUGGUGUUUCCAGGAAAUGAGAGCGUCAGCGUGGACGGACGUCUUGUGUCACUGCUCUGGAUCCCUGACACCUUCAUCCCGGACUCCAAGCGUUCCUUCCUGCAUGAUGUCACAGUGGAAAACCGCCUCAUACGCAUAUUCAGCAAUGGAACCGUUCUCUACGCCCUUCGCAUCACAGCUACGAUCGCCUGCAACAUGGACCUGACCAAGUACCCCAUGGACAGACAGGUGUGCACCCUGCAGCUGGAGAGCUGGGGCUACAACCUGCAGGAUGUGGUCUUCUACUGGACCAGAGGGAAUGAUUCAGUGAAGGGUCUUGACACACUGCGGCUGGCUCAGUACAGUGUGGAGACCUACUAUACUACAGUGUCAGAGGCUGUGUAUGAGACAGGACAAUAUCCCAAGCUGGUGUUGCAUUUUGCGUUGCGUAGAAACGUGCUGUUCUUUAUCCUGGAGACGUACGUUCCCUCCAUUUUGCUGGUGGUUCUCUCCUGGGUCUCUUUCUGGAUCAGCCAGUCCUCUGUCCCAGCUAGAACAUGUAUUGGCGUGACAACAGUUCUGACAAUGACCACACUGAUGAUGGGCGCCCGAACUUCCCUGCCUAAUGCCAACUGCUUCAUCAAGGCCAUAGAUGUUUACCUGGGAAUCUGCUUUACCUUCAUCUUUGGUGCACUGCUGGAGUACGCUUGUGCUCACUUCUACACCAUGCAGAACCAGACCAUAGAGGAUUUACACAGGGAGCUUCUGAGGGACUUCAAUGAAUCCAAUGGAAACGGCUCCUUCCCCAUCGUCACCUCCACCAACCCAAACCAGUCAAUGGAGAUCGUCUCCACUGCAGAGGAGCCCAUGGAGCAGUCAUCGAACACUGACAUUAGGAACAAUGCUGGAUCAAAAGAGAAAAUAUCAGGACAGGGCUGCGGCCUGUCUUCAUUGAAGGAUGCAUCACGUAGGGCAGCAUCUGUCUUCACUGUGGAAAAUCCACACAACAUUGAUCGCCACGCUCGCACCGUUUUCCCCACAGCGUUCCUCUUUGUCAAUAUCCUCUACUGGCUUUACUAUCUCUUUCUCUGAGCAGUGGCUCCAAGCUGCUGCAUUGUUAAUUUCACCACCCAGAAGCUGCUCUACCUCCUCAUUUGGGACCCAGUACCAGUUGCCACUGCCUGGAUCUAAACUGAUCAUAUAAGCAUUUUAUAUCACAUAUAUAAAACCUUUUUGUCCCACAGAUAGGGAUACAAAAUGAUGAAAAGCAUUUGAAUUUUUUCUUUGUAACUCACUCUGUAUUUAAAGCUUUUACUACUAACAACAUACUGACAUGUAACACAAUGCAAAGCCUGUAUCUGUCUAUUUACUGACAUCUACAUAGAAACAAAUGAGGAUGAGUUAACUAGCUAUAAACAAUAGGCUGCCUGAACUGCAUCACACUAUACUGUGCUGCAUUGAAUUGCCUUCAUCAAGUGACUGAUGUAGAUGUGUUUUUUCUCUUGUUUCGGCUUCCACACAUUGUUUGUAGGAGGCCCUAUUUACUUCACAGCAUAUCAUGUGAAAUCAAAAGAAUAAAUCAGUAAAUGAGAA
Molecule: messenger RNA, 2169 nt
Organism: Dicentrarchus labrax (European seabass)
Lineage: Eukaryota; Metazoa; Chordata; Actinopteri; Moronidae
Gene: gabrp
Product: gamma-aminobutyric acid type A receptor subunit pi
Exons: 10
Coding region: 316-1668 (450 amino acids)
Biological process (GO): chemical synaptic transmission; regulation of membrane potential; signal transduction
Cellular component (GO): membrane; neuron projection; synapse
Molecular function (GO): extracellular ligand-gated monoatomic ion channel activity; GABA-A receptor activity; neurotransmitter receptor activity
Source: RefSeq, a predicted model, not a curated record